UCCAAAAUAUCCCCCUCCCUCCUCCCUCCCCUUUUGUCUUUUGUUGUUUGUUGGUUUUAGAGAUGGUGAAGAAAACCUUAGGCCGCCAAAAGAUUGAGAUGGCGAAAAUAAAAGAUGAGAGCAAUCUCCAAGUAACCUUCUCAAAACGUCGGUCUGGUCUUUUCAAAAAGGCUAGUGAACUUUGUACUCUUUGUGGUGUUGAAAUCGCCAUUAUAGUAUUUUCACCUGGCAAUAAGGUAUUCUCUUUUGGCCACCCUGAUGUUGAAAACAUUCUCAACCGUUACGUCCACAACACAAAGGAUACUUCUCCAACUUGGCAGCUCAUUGAGGCUCAUCGUAAUGCUAUUAUCCUUCGGCUCAACGCGCAGCUUACUGAGAUGAUGAGCCAAAUAGAAGCCCAGAAAAAGCGUGGCGAAGAGCUUGACAAAAUGAGGAAAGCAAGCCAAGAGCAAAACUGGUGGGAGUCCCCCAUUGAAGAACUUAGCCUCCCACAACUCCAGUUUCUGAGAUCAGCCAUGGCAGAGUUGAAAAAGAUCGUGCAAAGGGAAGCUGAGCAACUUAUCAUUCAGAAUACAAAUUGCCAGCAGCUUUUCCCUGGGAGUUCAAGCCAAGGAACGAACACAAAUUCAAAACAGUUUUUCAUUGGGAGUUCAAGUCAAGAAAUGGAUACAAAUCGACAACAGUUUUUUCCUGGGAGUUCAAGUCAAGGAAUGGAUACAAAUCCACAACAGUUUUUCACUGGGAGUUCAAGCCAAGGGAUGGAUACAAAUCCACAACAUCCACCACAGUUCUUCACUCCCGCACAACAUCCACCACAGUUCUUCACUAGAAGUUCAAGCCAAGGGAUGGAUACAAAUCCCUUCACUGGGAGUUCAAUCCAAGGGAUGGAUACAAAUCUACAACAUCCACCACAGUUAUUCACUGGGAGUUCAAUCCAAGGGAUGGAUACAAAUCCACAACUUUUCAAUGAGAAGUCAAGCCAAGGAAUGGAUACGAAUCCACAACAUCCACCACAGUUCUUCACUGGGAGUUCAAUCCAAGGGAUGGAUACAAAUCCACAACAUUUUUUCACUAGGAGUUCAAGCCAAGGAAUGGAUACAAAUCCACAACACCCACCACAGUUCUUCACUGGGAGUUCAAUCCAAGGGACGGAUACAAAUCCACAACAGUUUUUCACUAGGAGUUCAAUCCAAAGGAUGGAUACAAAUCCACAACAGCUUUUCCCUGAGAAGUCAAGCCAAGGAAUGGAUACAAAUCCGCAACAAUUUUUCACCGAGAGCUCAAUCCAAGGGAUGGAUAGAAAUCCACGACAGCUUUUCCCUGAGAAGUCAAGCCAAGGAAUGGAUACAAAUCCGCAACGGUUUUUCACUGGGAGGUCAAUCCAAGGGAUGGAUACAAAUCCACAACAGUUUUUCACUAGGACUUCAAUCCAAGGGAUGGAUAGAAAUCCACGACAGCUUUUCCCUGAGAAGUCAAGCCAAGGAAUGGAUACAAAUCCACAACAGUUUUUCACUGGAAGUUCAAUCCAAGGGAUGGAUAGAAGUCCAUCAUUGUUUUUCAUUGGGAGUUCAAGCCAAGGAGGGACUCCUAAUUAUGAGACAAUGAACAACAAUAUGGCAUUCAAUGCAAACAUGAUGGGUGGGGAAUACAUUGAUCCGAAUAUGAUAGCUCCAACUCCAAAUUACAAUCCUAAUCCUCCUGCUGAAGGACACAUCAAUCCGAACCCUGAGGGAUCCGAUAUUCUUGCUCCAACUUCUCCAACUUCUCCUGGAUUUGGUCGUGGGCUUUUCUAGUUAAUUAAUUUAUUUGUGUUGAAUAAAAGAAAGAAUGGUAGGCACAGUUUAAGUUCUCUUUAUGGCUCUAUUAUAAUGUAUUUUGGCUUUUGAGUUGGUUCUUGAUGUGUAAUCUUUUGAAUUUGGUUCAAAGACUGUUCCUAUUUCUGUUAGAUUCGGAUACUUAUGAUGAUAAAUAUAAGGCCUGUUAAUUGUCUGCUAAAAAUAAU
Gossypium arboreum is the source of this 2002-nucleotide messenger RNA. RefSeq lists its product as uncharacterized. Gene Ontology annotation, biological process: positive regulation of transcription by RNA polymerase II. Lineage: Eukaryota; Viridiplantae; Streptophyta; Magnoliopsida; Malvales; Malvaceae. The transcript has 2 exons. The record is from RefSeq and is a predicted model, not a curated record. Gene Ontology annotation, molecular function: RNA polymerase II cis-regulatory region sequence-specific DNA binding; protein dimerization activity; DNA-binding transcription factor activity, RNA polymerase II-specific. The coding region runs from base 63 to 1793 and encodes 576 amino acids.